Molecule: messenger RNA, 3177 nt
Organism: Pararge aegeria (speckled wood butterfly)
Lineage: Eukaryota; Metazoa; Arthropoda; Insecta; Lepidoptera; Nymphalidae
Product: sec1 family domain-containing protein 2-like
Exons: 9
Coding region: 136-2091 (651 amino acids)
Biological process (GO): intracellular protein transport; vesicle-mediated transport
Source: RefSeq, a predicted model, not a curated record
AUUAUCAUAAAAAUCGUAAAGAAAUUUAGUAUGAAUAUUUCAUUGGUUUUUAAAAGUACUGAAUGAUUAACUUAACGAACCAAUUGAUAGCAGUUAGAAAUUUGAAUCAUUGCUAAAAUUCAUUUAUUUUGAAAAAUGUCCACAUCUGUGAAAGAUUUUGGUAAAGCAUCGUGGGUGGAAGUGUAUAACCGUAUUAUUGGUGCGGUAGUUUUCUUGGAUGACUACAGUGCUGAGUGCUUACAUUGGGAUGGCGGACUCUUCAAACUUCUUAGUGGAGGGGCAGUUGCUGUUAAGCGCUUAGCGUCAGUAGAGCGUUGUAAGAAUGACCAACGAAAAGCAGUUUUCAUAACUCAAACAAAUCGAGAUCAACUAAGAGCUAUUGGUGAAAUCAUACGCAAUAGCAAUUUCACACAUUGCAUUCUUGUGUCCUGUGUGAGCUUAGAUGUUGUUUACUUGGAGCUAAAUGACGGACUUAGAGAUGUGACGGAUACCUUAGCUGCAGGGAGAGCAGCAGCCGAAGGAGCUCAUUUGUUGGAACAGAUGCUUCUUUCGUGGAAUAAUAAAAGGCAAUCUGUCAUGGAAGUUGUAUACAUUCCAAUAUUCACCAUAGCACCAACAAACGUUGUAUUCCUGACACCGCCAUACCAGAAAGUUUACCCCAAGUUUGAUAAAAAGCUAACAACAAAUAUGCCAACUUUAGAUUUGUAUACUCUAAGCAGCGAUGAAAGGUCUCAGAUGCGGAGGUUGGCAAGUGCACUGAACACAAUGUUUGAAUCAAUGAAUCUGAAGGAAGAUAUCUUUUAUAUGGGUCCGUUCAGUUUACUGCUUGCUGGUGUGUUGGAAAAUUCUCCUGUCUACAUAUCUAGGAGAAAGAACUGUACAAAUCCAGUGUCUUUGAUCAUCGUUGACCGCACUUUGGACCUAUGUGGUGUGACCAGCCACUCCAUGGAGUCAAUUCUUGACAAAGUUUUGGCAGUGCUGCCGAAGUUCCCAGGACAUUCCACUGACGUUGCGGUAGAUAUGUCUCCAAUUUGUGAGGCUAACGUUGUUAGUCAUCCGGAUGAUUUGCAACUUAGUCCCGGUUGCCUUUACCAUGCUGACGAUGAAUCGUGCGUGCAGACGUACGACCACAUGAUCAAUAAGUCGCAGAAAGAGGUGAUGUUCGAUCUUUACAACAAACUGUCCAAACUUGACGUUCAGAAGUCACCGGGGCCGAAGACUCUGUUGAAAGUUACACCUCAGAGCGUUGAGAAAAUAAUUGCGGCGUCUAAAGGAAACUAUGACGUAAUUGCCAAUCAUCUGGGCGUUUUACAACAAGCUUUGGGUGUCGUGCACGCUCUGAAGUCGCCCAAAGGUGUGCAGUUUGAUUUGCUUAUGAGUUUGGAGAAACAAGUUAUGCAGAGCUUAGCGGCUAGCAGGGAGUCUACUAGUGUGCUCAAUCAGUUAAGCCAGCUGAUAAGGAAACGUAGAGAACGGAAUCUGUCGCUAGAAAGUCUGUUAGCCCUCCUUAUACAUGUAUACUCUUUGUCCGGCUCAGAAGUUGCAUUUAACAGUCAGCACGAAGAAUAUCUACAGCAGGCGCUUUGUGUGGCCAUAUUUGAAGACCAUAAUACUUUAUCAAUCGAGGGCGAAUAUAUUGCAUCACCGGAAGUAUGUGAACAGAAAUCGAAAAAUGUAAUUUGCCAAUUGAAAGAGAUUUCGCAAAUGAGAAAGGUUCUGCAAAAGUACACCUCUGUGCUGAAGCCUUGUGAGACGGGCACCGGCCACGAGUACCGAGGAGUUCUGCAGCAGCUGGUAGAUGAUCUGGUUAAUAUGGACAGACCAGAAUUGACUGACCUGCGGCACAGGAAUGACGGCAUCAAGGACUUCUUGAGGACCGGACUGAACAUCCUAACGAGUAAGAAGAAGGCACCAAAGCAUCCAUUAGACAACCCAACCGUGAUACUAUUUGUGGUGGGAGGCAUCACAGCAGAAGAGUGCAAACAGCUGCACCGAAGUGUUAUCACCAGCGGAGUUGACAAUGUGGUUCUGAUAGGUUCCACUAAGUUUGUCACCCCUGUCGAAGCCAUGAGAGACGCGAUAAACUUAUAGCGGUGUCGAUACCGGGUUGUUGUCCCGCGUGAACAACCCGAGGUUCGACGGUCUUCGCACGCGUAGAAUCUUGUUUAUGUAUUUUUAAGUGUUACAGUACCACUGUUGACAAUGUGGUACCUACUUAUAAGUUUGGCUAAGUGUCACUACUGUCGAAGCCAUGAGAGAUGCGAUCAACUUAAAGUGGUGUCGAUAUCGGAUUGUUCACCCGCGUGAAAAACUAGAGGUAAGGCGGUCUUUGCACGCGUAGGAUCUUGUUUUGUAUAAAUUUUAUAAGGGGCUGAGUUCGAUGAUUUUAGUAUAGUAUAUAUGUAUUUAUGUAUAUUUAUAGCGAUUUCUAGGAAGGUAAUUGUUACCUAUUACCGCUACACCACUAAUGGUUGACAUCUUGAUAGCUUAGACUGAAUAGUAUAAAUAAACAUUUUAUUAUUAAUAUUUCUUUGUAAAAAUCUAGAAAAGGUUAAGGUAAGGUUAAGGUGAACUGCGCAAAAUAUAUGACUUUAAAAAAAGGUAAAUGCUAUUCAUAUAAACAAAUAACAUUGGUAACAUUGUGUACCACUAAUUUUAGGAUUGGUCCCAUGAAAUAAUAAUUAUUUUUACUCGUUACAUCCGUUAGUAACUGUUAUACUAUCUGCUAAUAGAUAUUUUGUUUGAACUGUUAAUGUCAACCAAAGUUUAUAAUCGGAAGGUUACACUGUAAUUAAAAUAUCGAUAAUAAAAUAAAACUUAUUGUAAAAUCGUUUACAAUAUCGUUUAAGCGUCGAAAGAUGCGUAAAGAUAUGUAUGUAACCCUGUCUCAUUGUGGGAGGAGACCCGUGCCCCGUAGUGGGCCGAGACCCGUGCCCCGUAGUGGGCCGAGACCCGUGCCCCGUAGUGGGCCGAUAAUGGUAUGAUAUGAUGAUGUUAUGUACAUAUGAAUUUAGCUUAGUUAUUUUAUGUAUACAAAGAACAUAUUCAUUCUUUGUCGUAUAAAAAUUGAGGUGUGUUGUUGAUAUCGUGAACUUCUGGGAAUAUCACUAAAUUUCAAAUGUAAUUCGUAAUUAUAUUUCAUUCCACAUCAAAUAAAUAUAAAAAGACGAUGAAUGA